Molecule: messenger RNA, 1323 nt
Organism: Aspergillus homomorphus CBS 101889
Lineage: Eukaryota; Fungi; Ascomycota; Eurotiomycetes; Eurotiales; Aspergillaceae
Product: protein kinase PKP2
Exons: 4
Coding region: 1-1323 (440 amino acids)
Biological process (GO): protein phosphorylation; regulation of glucose metabolic process
Cellular component (GO): mitochondrion
Molecular function (GO): pyruvate dehydrogenase (acetyl-transferring) kinase activity
Source: RefSeq, a predicted model, not a curated record
AUGGCGCCGAGCCAUCCAGCUCGAUGCUGGCGUGCCCUCCGCCGGAGCUGCUCAGCAACUCCCCGAUUUACCUCGAGCUAUCAGGCCUAUAGUCCCCCUCCCUGGAGACCUGUCACAGCGUUGGACGACUGGGUUAAGCGCGACAUUCGACCCAUCAGCUUACGACAGCUGACUUUCUUCGGGCGGACAUUGACCGAAUCGCGCCUUAUCAGCUCUGCCAACUACGUGCGGACGGAGCUUCCCACUCGACUUGCACAUCGUCUACGAGACAUCCAAAAACUACCAUACGUGGUAGUGGCGAACCCCCAUCUUUCGCUUGUAUACGAACUCUACUAUAAAGCUUUUGAAAGAUUUCGGGCCAUUCCUGAAAUCAAGACCCUCGAUGACAAUGACCACUUUUGCGAUAUCCUUCGGAAGACGCUCCAGGAGCACCUGGUGGUCAUCCCGAAACUAGCCAUGGGCGUCCUGGAGUGUCGCGAGCUAGUGACAUCGGAAGUCCUGGACAAUUUCAUGAACACCCUUCUCAGAGCGAGAAUUUCUCGUCGAGUCAUUGCAGAGCAACAUCUUGCUUUGACCGAAACCUUCAACUCGCCGUGGCACUUCCCAGGCUCGCAGGACCGCACCGACUCCAACGCCGACUUCGUAGGUGAGGUCUUUCUCAAAUGCAAUGCCAGGGAGGUGGUGGAGCGCUGCGGGAAGCUGGCGCAGGAUAUGAUGCGGCAAACGUCCGGAUCGGACAAGAUCCCGGAAAUCACCGUGCAGGGCCACCUUGACGCUACCUUUCCGUACAUGCUCAGCCAUCUGGAAUAUAUCAUCGGCGAGCUUCUGCGUAACUCGAUCCAGGCCGUGAGUGAGAAGUACCGCGGGCGGCCGGAGCAGCCGCCUCCGAUCGAAGUGCUCAUCUGCGAGGCACCGCAGCAUGUGAUCAUGCGUGUCUCGGACCAAGGCGGAGGCAUCCCGCGCGAGGUGCUGCCGUAUCUGUGGUCUUUCAACAAAGGACCGCACAGCAAGUCUCAUCUGCGCAAUCUGGGCAAAGUUCCCGCGAUGGCCGCCACGCUGCAGGAGCUCAGCGUGCCGACGGAGAGGAAGCAUGCAGACAAGGAGACCUUCCGAGAGGGCUCAUUGGACUCGUUGACGUCGCGGCGUCCGGAUCUGCGCCUGGGGAUUGGACUGCCGAUGAGCCGGGUGUAUGCAGAGUACUGGGCGGGUAGUCUGGAGCUGCACAGCCUGGAGGGGUACGGGGUGGAUGCAUUCCUCCAGAUCUCCAAGCUGGGCAAUCAAAACGAGCAGGUGACGACGCGGGCAUCGAUCGAUGCUGUAUGA